Alternaria hordeiaustralica is the source of this 1191-nucleotide messenger RNA. RefSeq lists its product as uncharacterized. Gene Ontology annotation, molecular function: heme binding; monooxygenase activity; iron ion binding. Bases 1 to 1191 code for a protein of 396 amino acids. NCBI's taxonomy places the organism in Eukaryota, Fungi, Ascomycota, Dothideomycetes, Pleosporales, Pleosporaceae. The transcript has 5 exons. The record is from RefSeq and is a predicted model, not a curated record.
AUGGUAAGUGCAAACUGGUACAAGAUCCACGCUUUACCAGACUAUCGCUUUCAAUCACCUAUGAGCACUACCGACCCCAAAAAGAAGAUCGACAAAUCAAAAUACAUAGCCGCAGCAUAUACCGUCUCCAACCUCCUCCGCUCCGAAGAGCACAUUGACCGUACCUUCGAAAUCUUCCUCGACUGGAUGGACGAAUACGCAUCCGCGAAGAAACCAAUACAUCUCAACACUUACAUCUCCUACCUAACCUUCGACGUAAUCGGCGAAAUCGUCUUCUCCAAACCCUUCGGCUUCCUCGCCCAAGGUAAAGACAUCGGUAACUCCAUCUCAAAUUCCCUCGCUCUGAACGCGUAUAUCGCCGUAGCCGGUUACUUCCGCUGGAUCAACAUCGCCCUGCUAGCCAAUCCAAUCAUGACAUGGUUGUCCAUCUUACCAAUGGGUCACCUCUUCGACACUGUUACGUCUGUGUUGGUAGACCGAGAAAAAAAUGAGAAUGUGAGGUAUGAUGCAGUGCAGUACUGGUUUAAACAACAUGAGAAGCAUCCGGAUAAGUUUACCAAACGGGAGAUUGGUACGCAGGCGCUUGCGGCUGUGGGUGCGGGGUCAGAUACGGUGGCUGCGGGGAUGCAGUCUUUUGUUUAUUAUAUGAUUCGGCAUGAGGAUGCGUGGGAGCGAGCGCAUGAGGAGGUCAACAAAGCAGUAGAGAAGGGGUUGUGUGGGGGUCGGGUGGUGUCUUAUGCUGAUGCGCAGCAACUUAGUUUUGUGCAAGCCUGUGUGAAGGAAGCGCUUCGCAUCUUUGGUCCCGUGCCCAUGGGUCUUCCGCGCAUAGCGCCCAAAGGAGGAUUGGUAAUUGGAGAUCGCAUCAUACCUGAGGGUACUAUUGUGUCAAUCAACCCAUGGGUGAUGCACUACUCAAAAGAGAUCUGGGGUGCUGAUGCGCACGUCUUCAACCCAGAUCGCUGGUUAGCAGGGGAUAUCGCUGCGAAGGAGAGGUACUUUAUACCUUUUGGAGCAGGUUAUGGCGGCUGUCCAGGCCAAAACAUCGCUAAGAUUGAACUCGCGAAGAUCGCAGCAACGUUAGUCAGGGACUACACAAUCAAGCAAGUAGAUCCAACACAAGAUUGGCAGUGGAACGCCUACUUCACAGUCGUUCCACACUCAUGGCCCGUAUCCAUCGAGAAGAGGGUAUAA